UGUCCUGGGUAGCUUGAGGACACGGGGCUGGGCAGGUGCCGAGAGCCCGCCGCCUCGCUCCCUCCUCCCCCUUCUUGCCGCUUGGCCCCACCCCGCCUGGCCGAGCCACUCGGCGCCGGAAGCGAGGGGCCUCCGCGGCCUACGUGCGGCAGCCUGCUCCGCUUGCGCCCACGCCUUCUGCUCCAAUUGCUUUCCCAACCAAGCGGCAAAGCCGGGGUCGUGUUGCCGGGGCCCUGGGAAGCGGGGCGCAUGGGCACUGCGCCUGGAGUCCAUCGCUGCGCCUUCCCGCCCACGGGGCGUCCGGUCACCGUCCCUGAAGCCCCAGCCUGCCAGACCGGAGCCCAUACUGACGUCAAGGGUAAAGGCGACCAGAGGCAUCUCAGUGGCACAACCAGGACCCCUGCCCCUAGUGGGGCUUUCGGUGUGCAACCGUGGGUCCUGAGCAGGGAACUUCCUUCCCCCGCCCCUUGCUUACCGUUCUGCAACUGUCAGUAAACAGUUACACCCUACCGUGUGUUAAGCAUCAGGAGUUACAGGGCUUGAGGUCAGCUCUGGAAGACUUGAAAGUGAGGUUGUUGGGGGUAGGGGUCUGAUUGAGUGUGUGUGCGCGUGUGCGUGUGUGUGUGUGUAGAAACUAACCCAGCACCUAGUGCAGUGCCUCUCAACCAGUAAGCCCUCAAUAAACCUUCGCCGAAUGAAUGAGAAGGUAGGUGGAUGAGGGAGCCGGGCUAGAGAGGGCAGCUCUACUCAUCCCACCCCUGCCUCCCCUGAGCGCAAGCCGACAAAAAUAAUGAGGUUAAGCCUUUAAUCACAGCUGGUUUCACGGGCAGGUGGAUAGGGAAGAUCCAGGAAAGGCAGCAAUCCUGGGGACACAGUGUGCUGGCCUGGCUCACGGACACUGCCUCCCUCUCGGACGCCCUCCAGGCCCCCACAGCUUGGGCGUCAGUAAUCUACUGUUUUCUUGUCUCCCUCAGGACACCGGGUUCCCUAGGAGCCACCCCAGGCUUAAUGAUUGUCCAGAAGGUGCCUAUAAAGGGAGCCUGGGAGGCUGGGUGGAGGAGGGAGCAGAAAAAGCCCAACUCAGCAGAUCUGAGCACUUGAGAGCCUCAAUCAGGAGCCGUGGUCAGAGGCUCUGUGUCCCGGCCAGUAGGGCCUGCUCUUUCCCACCAUGGCGGCCCGAGGCUACGGCUAUUACCGCACUGUGAUCUUCUCGGCCAUGUUUGGAGGCUACAGCCUGUACUACUUCAACCGCAAGACCUUCUCUUUUGUCAUGCCGUCGCUGGUGGAGGAGGUCCCUCUGGACAAGGAUGACUUGGGGCUCAUCACCAGCAGCCAGUCGGCAGCCUACGCCAUCAGCAAGUUUGUGAGCGGGGUGCUGUCUGACCAGAUGAGUGCUCGCUGGCUCUUCUCUUCCGGGCUUCUCCUGGUUGGCCUGGUCAACGUAGUCUUUUCCUGGAGCUCCGCAGUACCUGUCUUUGCUGCUCUCUGGUUCCUCAAUGGCCUGGCACAGGGGCUGGGCUGGCCCCCAUGUGGCAAGGUCCUGCGGAAGUGGUUUGAGCCAUCUCAAUUUGGCACUUGGUGGGCCGUCCUAUCAACCAGCAUGAACCUGGCUGGAGGGCUGGGCCCCAUCCUGGCAACCAUCCUCGCCCAGAGCUAUAGCUGGCGCAGCACGCUGGCCCUGUCUGGGGCACUGUGUGUGGUUGUCUCCUUCCUCUGUCUCCUGCUCAUCCACAAUGAACCUGCUGAUGUUGGACUCCGCAACCUAGACCCCACACCCUCCAAGGGCAAGAAGGGUAGCUCCUACAUGAGUGCCCUGGAGGUUGGGGGCCUUGUAGGCAGCAUCGCAGCUGGCUACCUGUCAGACCGGGCCAUGGCCAAGGCACGGUUGUCCAUGUACGGGAACCCCCGCCAUGGCUUGCUGCUGUUCAUGAUGGCUGGCAUGACAGUGUCCAUGUACCUCUUCCGGGUAACUGUGACCAGUGACUCCCCCAAGCUCUGGAUCCUGGUGUUGGGAGCUGUGUUUGGUUUCUCCUCUUAUGGUCCCAUUGCCUUGUUCGGAGUUAUAGCCAAUGAGAGUGCCCCUCCCAACUUGUGUGGCACCUCCCAUGCCAUUGUGGGACUCAUGGCCAAUGUGGGCGGCUUUCUGGCUGGGUUGCCCUUCAGCACCAUUGCGAAGCAUUACAGCUGGAGCACAGCCUUCUGGGUGGCUGAAGUGAUCUGUGCGGCCAGCACAGGUGCCUUCUUCCUUCUACGAAACAUCCGCACCAAGAUGGGCAGAGUGCCCAAGAAGGCUGAGUGAAGACAGUGCAGGCUCUGGAGCAUCCUGUCCCACUUGUGGCCUCUCCCCUCCAUGGGGGUGGGGGAAGGGAGGGAGGGGACUAUCUGACUAGCACCUUUGACUUUCCCUUUCUGCUCCCUUUCCCUCAUCCAAGUGGCACUGGAAGUUAUCAGUGGCUAAUGAGGUCCCACCUUCCCAUCUGAUCUCUAUUUAAAAGACCACCUUUGUUCUUGGACUCCAUUAGCUCCUAUUUCCUGGAUUCAAAGAGGAAACCCCUGCACUCAGGGAGUCUCCUAUAUCCUUCUCCCUCUCUUGGGCCCUGCCCUGUCCCCAUCCCACCCCAUCCUCACCUGAGGUGAGGCUCCUCCUGCAGCAGCAGGGCAGCAAUGGCCUAGGACCUCUGCCCUGAGGCCUCUCAGCAGGGGGCAACUGCUCAUGCCAAUACCUUGGACUCCAAGGGAAGAGGGUCACUCUCACCAAUACCCAGGGUACAGUAGGGGGGUAUGGGUGGGAGAGUAGAAAGGUUUGUUAUAGAAAAUUAAAACUAGAUUUGAUACUAAA
Eubalaena glacialis (North Atlantic right whale) is the source of this 2839-nucleotide messenger RNA. RefSeq names its product solute carrier family 37 member 4 (gene SLC37A4). Bases 1169 to 2299 code for a protein of 376 amino acids. Gene Ontology annotation, cellular component: endoplasmic reticulum membrane. The transcript is spliced from 7 exons. NCBI's taxonomy places the organism in Eukaryota, Metazoa, Chordata, Mammalia, Artiodactyla, Balaenidae. Gene Ontology annotation, biological process: phosphate ion transmembrane transport; glucose-6-phosphate transport. The record is from RefSeq and is a predicted model, not a curated record. Gene Ontology annotation, molecular function: glucose 6-phosphate:phosphate antiporter activity.